Molecule: messenger RNA, 713 nt
Organism: Aphanomyces astaci
Lineage: Eukaryota; Oomycota; Saprolegniomycetes; Saprolegniales; Verrucalvaceae
Exons: 1
Coding region: 340-591 (83 amino acids)
Source: RefSeq, a predicted model, not a curated record
CUCAGAACGAGCAUAGCCGCGACAUACGAGUGUUAUCACGCUGUCACGACCGACCUCGCCAUGACGUCGAUGAUGGCUAUUCGCGAGCGUGGAGUGAUUGUUUCUGUAGAGGUUUGUGCAUGUCGAUGAUCCGUUUCAGAAGUCGUCCAAGAUGUCCUCCGAACGUUGUCCCAUGCCAAGGUUCGUUGGACAUCGUGGACGAAUCUGAAUCCAUCGACCAAUCGAUUGUCUUUGUGCACAGCCACCUCGACCAAUCAAACGGGCACCCCAGACGCAGCUCCUUGCAACUAACUUACCAGUAACGUUAAUGCACAAUUCAAUUUGCGCUCAAGCACCAACAUGCAACCAACAAAGUCGUCGGCGUCUCUCUUGCUCUUGCAUCCAGUGGACUCUGUCGACUUGCCCAAACAAAUGCAAGCCAUGCAUCUAAUUGGCCAAAUCUCCACCACGACCGACGACGCGGCAGCGAAUGCCCUGGACGAGGGCGAUGACUGGGGCUGGUUUGAAGACUUGACCAUCCACGACGAAGCCCAAGUCGAGCGGUUCGAGUCGUUUCACCUCCACGACCUAUCGCAUCAAUCGUUUGAAUAACGAACACAUCGAUAAGCGUGUCUAUAUAUUUCGUAUUUAUAUCAAUCAUCAUUGCCCUUGAGCGGCUAAGCUUCUUCGAAAUCGAUCGAUAAUGCACCAGUACCGAUAGUACGUCUACAUUC